This is a messenger RNA of Manis javanica (Malayan pangolin), 1622 nucleotides long. RefSeq names its product reprimo, TP53 dependent G2 arrest mediator homolog (gene RPRM). Gene Ontology annotation, cellular component: cytoplasm. Gene Ontology annotation, biological process: regulation of mitotic cell cycle. The record is from RefSeq and is a predicted model, not a curated record. Lineage: Eukaryota; Metazoa; Chordata; Mammalia; Pholidota; Manidae.
CAGCAAGCGGCGGAGGUUCGCCUCCGCUUCCCCACCGCGCAGGAGCCGCGGACGCAGAGCUGCGGCGCGGCCAGAAGGGGUCGCUGUUCGCCCGGAGCAGCCGCCCCGCAGCCGCCGUCGCCGCCCGCACCUCCCACGGCCCCGCUGGCCCAGCCCCGCCAAGUUCCAACAGCCCCCAGUCGAGUGAGAGCCGGGAACGAGCACCGCCCGGGCUGGAGCGGACGGCGCAGACCAGCCCGGCCGCGGCGCGCUUCGGAAAGGCUCCUAGGAAACUCCCACGGUCCGAGCACUUUGAAAGAAGAGCGAGCGAGCAGCCCCGUGCGCGCAGCAGUGCAAGUGAGCGCUCAGCUCGGCACCUGUUCCUCUCGCCCCGCGCCUCCCCGCGCGCCCGCCCGCCCGCUCCUGCGAUGAACCCGGCGCUGGGCAACCAGACCGACGUAGCGGGCCUCUUCCUGGCCAACAGCAGCGAGGCCCUGGAGCGCGCCGUACGCUGCUGCACCCAGGCUUCCGUGGUGACCGACGACGGCUUCGCCGAGGGGGGCCCGGACGAGCGCAGCCUGUACAUCAUGCGCGUGGUGCAGAUCGCCGUCAUGUGCGUGCUGUCUCUCACCGUCGUCUUCGGCAUCUUUUUCCUCGGCUGCAACCUCCUCAUCAAGUCCGAGGGUAUGAUCAACUUCCUGGUGAAGGACCGGAGACCGUCCAAGGAGGUGGAGGCGGUGGUCGUGGGGCCCUACUGAGCGGCCCUCCCGCCCCAGGCCUCCCCACGUCGCCAGCCCGGCCGCGCCCCCUCACCAUCCGAGAAUGGGCGAAGCAAACCUGUCGGAGUCCGUUCCUUCCCUCGACUCUGCCUUUCGGGAUGCAGCGACCCGUUUCCCGCUCUCCCUCUGAAAGUCCCCGCGCCUGGCUGUAGGAGGAGAGCUCCCUGGCUCUGGACUCAGAGCCACUGGCACAAGGAGGGCGAUUCGGGCUCAGAACUUCGGAAGCUGCCGCCAGCGUGGGAUGUGGGGAGACGGACGAAGCGAAGGCCCUUCUCCACCCGCAGGUGGGCCAAGCCCUGGGGGCUGGUGGAGAGGGCGGGCAGGGGAGAGGGCCGGUGGCACUGACUGCCCGGUGGCCGUAAAAGUGACCCGGGUAUACAUCAUGCUCCAGAACUAAUGGGGACACACACAUCCGUGUCCGGAUUCGCGCUCAUUCCCUCCUGCCCCUCCCAGCCCCGGCGAGAGAGGCAAUAAUUCCUUUGAUUGAUUGUAACGUGCCGUUUUAAGGGAUUUUGUGUUUGUUUGCUUGAAUACAAAUAUUUGAUAAGUCCUUUUCUGCUCUAGUGGCCUGUUUGCCUGCCUGGGGGGUUAGAGUUUUGUCGUGGGACGAGGGGUGGGGGGAGGGGGAGCCUGCGAAUGUGAACCGGGUGAAUUGUUCUUUUGCAUUUCCAACUGGAUCUUGGGGGCUAGGGGGGCUAACGCCCCAGCUGGCCCCCCGGGCAAAGACCCAAAAUAGAACUCGUAGCUUGCGUGACUGCACGGUUUACGCCACAAAAGUGCUCUUGACAUUCAUGACACCGUUUUGACUUUUUUUUUCUUCUUCUUGUUUAACAUUUCCUUAAUAAAUGCAACGUUUAAGCGUUU